AUACAUACACAGGAGGCUUGGAUACAGGAGGCUUGUAUCCAAAACGCUCCACAAAAGGAGGAGGAGGAGGAGGUCCCUGGGAUGAAUCACUCAAAGUGAAAGUCAGCUGCUAUUUUAAAAGCAAGGAUGGACAAGGAUGGAGUCGAGCCAAAGACAUAUGUGUCCACUGCCCGUCUGGUGCUCAAGAGGCACAGACGUAAUGGACGGGAGCGCGCUCAGACCAGAAACAACAACAAAGUGGGAUUGUCGCGUGCGACAGAUCACAGACAGAACCUCGUCGAGUCCCCCGGCCCGCACGGAAUGAUCAACGAAGGAAGCGCAGGGAAUUCCUCCGCCGGUGUUUCCUGGCUACACAAUGGUGAUAAGCCACAUCCUCAUACAAAUAAGUGUUCGCCUGGGAACGCCAGGACAUUGACGGUUGGGAAUCAAUCUGGAAGUCAGUCCUACAUAUCACUUAUUAAAGACACAAAAACAAUCUGCAGUCCAGAAGAUUGUGAGGUCAUGGCGGAAAACACAGACCCAAUUCCCGAAAAAGUGAGCGGACAGAAAAUGGAAGGUCAAUCCGUGGAGUUUCUGGAUCCACCCGAUCAGGUGGAGGUUCGAGUCGGGGAGCAGGUCCAAUUAAACUGUGAGUUCAGGAGCACCUCCGUCCCCGUGGCGUGCUGCUGGAUUUUCAACAGAGAUAAGGCGGUACCGCUUGGACCCAGAAUGUCCAUCACUAGCAACGACACCCAUAGCGAAUUGGUGAUCUCGCAGGUCUGCCCGGAAGACACCGGCUCGUACACGGUCGUAGCUCGGAACAAAAUGGAUUCCGCUCAACAUACGGUUUCCCUCAGCGUUAUCGAUCGACCCGAACCACCCGCAUCCCAUCCGGUGGUCUCCCAGCUCUCUACUGAGUCCCUGGUUCUGUCCUGGACCGGUCCCAGCUACGACGGCGGCACCGCCGUGUUGGGUUACAUCGUUGAGGUCCGUCAAGAGGCUCCAGAUGCUUUGGAAAACUGGACUGAAGUCAACGGGCGGUGUAAGAACACGUCUUACCAAGUCUGUUCAGGCUUGGAGCCGCACGGGAAAUACCGAUUCCGGGUCCGGGCCUACAAUUCCGCAGGCGUCAGCGAACCGAGUCUGGAGUCGGAGUGUGUAACCAUGAUGGCUAAGAAAGAAGAAACGACGGAAGGGUCGGAAUGUCACGAGGUAGUGGUGACGGACACCACACAUAAGGUCAAGGAUCACUACGAUGUGCACGAGAAACUGGGAGUUGGGAAGUUCGGCCAAGUGUUCCGGCUUUCUCACAAAGAAACGGGUCAGGUCUGCGCUGGGAAGUUCUACCGAGCCAAGAGCUCCAAGGAGAGGUUAGCGGCACACCGGGAAAUCGACCUUAUGAACCGCCUCCAUCACCCUAAACUGGUGCAGUGCCUAGCGGCGUACGAAUCCCGCUACGAGAUGGUCAUGGUUAUGGAGUAUAUCGCAGGCGGGGAGCUCUUUGAACGCAUCGUGGACGACAACUUUGAACACACCGAACCCACCAGCGCUCGUUACAUGCAACAAAUCCUGGAAGGGAUGCAAUACGUUCACAAGCAGAACAUCGUCCACUUGGACCUCAAACCUGAAAACAUCGUCUGUGUGGACACGACCGGAACCCGGAUCAAGAUCAUCGACUUCGGUCUAGCUAGUCAACUGGAGGACGGUAAACCCCUCAUGGUGAUGCACGGAACACCGGAGUUCGUUGCCCCUGAGGUGAUCAACUACGAGCCUGUGGGACUGGAGACGGACAUGUGGAGCAUCGGAGUCAUCUGCUUCAUCUUGCUGAGCGGAGAAUCGCCCUUCCAGGGAAACAGUGACGCCGAGACCUUUGCUUUGGUUACCGCCGCUCGUUACGAGUUCGACCCGGAAAGUUUCGAGGAUAUUUCGGAUCAAGCCAAGGACUUUAUCAGCGCCCUGUUGAAGAAAGACCGCAGAUGCAGGUUGUCGUGCACCGAGGCCCUCGCUCACUCGUGGAUGGCGUCGUUCACGCCGCUCACCCGCAGGCCUACUAAGUCCCUCAGGAAGGAGAGGAUGAGACGCUUCCUGGCUAAACGCAAAUGGAAGAAAACUGGCAAGGCUGUUCUGGCCCUGCAGCGAAUGUCUAACCUCUCCAACAGGCCAGACUCUCCUGGCAGCUCCUCAGAGGAGCCAAGCUGGAGCCAAGAGGCAGAGGAAGCCAUCCGCUCGCUGGAUAAGCAGCUCCAGAGCGAACCCCGCUUCCGGGACCCCCUGAGGGACGCCACUCUUCCCAAAGGAUCCACUGCUCAUCUGGCGUGCCGUGUGGAUGGUUACCCACAUCCAGACGUGAAGUGGCUUCAGGGCGACAAACCCGUAUCCGAGUCGUCGAGAUUGUCCAUCGAGUACCGAGACGAUGGAUCCUGCUGUCUAGUUCUGGCCCAUUUAGAACCCAGCGACUCUGGGGUUUACGUGUGCCGGGCUAGCAACGAGCUCGGGUCGGCGUCGUGUUCCGCUAGACUCGUAGUGGACGUGUGAAGGAGAGGAGCUGAUGUCAUUUCAGCAGUACUACUACAUGCACUUAUGUGUUCCGGUCAAAGCAUGCAUGCGUUCUUCAAAGUCCAUGUUGUUCAAUAUACAUCUUUUUAAUAGUAUUCGUGAUUAAAAGGUUACAUUUGAGAGACAAAAGAUGUUUUUUUUUUUGGCAGAGUCUAAAAAGUUAAUAACUGGAGCUUGCAGGUGACAUGAAAUCAUUUGUCACCAACUGACCUAACACCUCGUAAUAAAGGCUUCUGUGGGAAAAUGCCCGCAACCAUCCUAAUACAUGAUUUAAAUGUUCCCCUAACGACAUCCACAUGACGUGAAAAGUGCAUAAAUAGAAAUGCGACUACUGUAUUUUCCGGACUAUAA
Molecule: messenger RNA, 2886 nt
Organism: Doryrhamphus excisus (bluestripe pipefish)
Lineage: Eukaryota; Metazoa; Chordata; Actinopteri; Syngnathiformes; Syngnathidae
Product: myosin light chain kinase, smooth muscle-like
Biological process (GO): protein phosphorylation
Molecular function (GO): ATP binding; protein kinase activity; protein binding
Source: RefSeq, a predicted model, not a curated record